AUGGAGUCUCCGUGCUCAGACCUCCAUACGCAGGGCCGGCCUGUAGAUGCAGUGAAGUCAGUGUCAGUGCUGGAGGGAGAUUCAGUCACUGGUCUUACUGAAAUGAUGGAUUAUGAUCUGAUUCUGUGGAGCUUUGGAACUGAAAACACUUUAAUAGCUCAAAUCAAUGUAAUUAAUGAGGGCAUCACUGUGUAUGAUGAUGUUCUUGAUGGGAGAUUCAGAGACAGACUGAAGCUGGAUCAUCAAACUAGAUCUCUGACCAUCACAAACACCACAAUUCAACAUGCUGGACUCUAUAAACUACAGACCAACUGUGUGAGCAAGAAUUUCUCUCACUCUCAUCUGCCUCUUCCUGAUAUAUUUAUCAGAGACUCUUUUUCAUCAUCUUCAUCAUAUUGUUCAUUGGUGUGUUCAGUGGUGAAUGUGAGUGAUGUGACUCUCUCCUGGUACAAAGGAAACAGUUUAUUGUCCAGCAUCAGUGUGUCUGAUCUCAGUAUCAGUCUCUCUCUACCUCUGGAGGUGGAAUAUCAGGAUAAAAACACCUACAGCUGUGUGAUCAACAAUCCCAUCAGCAACCAGACCACACAUCUGGACAUCAGCAAACUCUGUCACAUAUGUUCAGAAGUCCACAUCCAUUGUUUCGCUACUGUUGAAACCGAUUGGCUCCGAUUGGUCGUCACUGUACUGAUGGGCGUGGCUGCUGUUGUUCUUCUGGUCAGUGACAUCAGAUCUGCUAGAGUGGGUGAAGAGUUUAAGGUGGCAAAGUGCAGGGCUGUGAUGAUGUGCAAAGACUCCUGCAAUGAAAAGGUCAGAGAUGCAGGCAUCAUCACAAGAUCAGGACACAAGUGGGCAGCUGACACAUCAGUGGCACAGGCCAAGAGUAUGCUGAAGUUGAAAGACAUCAUUGGAAACCGUGCAUGGGAAGACAAGGACUCCGAUCAGUGUAUGACACUCUUGCACAGUGUUCCCCACUUGCACAGGUGGGGAAUGAGGGAGGACUCGCUGUGCAGUUUAUAUGGGGGUAGAGGCACAUUGGCGCACAUGCUGGCAGGGUUCAAGACUGCAUUUAGCCAGGGGAGAUAUAGAUGGCACCACAAGGUCCUCAGUGCACUGGCUAACAUCUUGGAGCAGGAGAGACGGAAAAAGCACCAGAACCACACUGUAAAAAGUGAUAGACUAUUAAACUGUGUCAACAGAUUAUAA
This is a messenger RNA of Labeo rohita (rohu), 1203 nucleotides long. RefSeq lists its product as uncharacterized. Bases 1 to 1203 code for a protein of 400 amino acids. NCBI's taxonomy places the organism in Eukaryota, Metazoa, Chordata, Actinopteri, Cypriniformes, Cyprinidae. The transcript is spliced from 5 exons. The record is from RefSeq and is a predicted model, not a curated record.